This is a messenger RNA of Ruditapes philippinarum (Manila clam), 1814 nucleotides long. RefSeq names its product DENN domain-containing protein 3-like. Gene Ontology annotation, molecular function: protein binding. The record is from RefSeq and is a predicted model, not a curated record. NCBI's taxonomy places the organism in Eukaryota, Metazoa, Mollusca, Bivalvia, Venerida, Veneridae.
GAAAGGGAACAAGUCCGUUUACAGCUUAUUUAAAGGAGGAGCGGAACUGGUGGUAUAUGGUAAUUAGAGAGAUGUGGGCGGGGAAAGUUGUGGCAGAGGCGAUGAAGGACGUAAUGAUGGUACAACAUGCUAUACAAAACACACUUCUCAUUGACGCCAUAAUUGCAAGCGGACAAGAGGAAUGCACCACUCAUUAUAAUAACACAGAGGCUGCAGCGGAAAAAAUGAGUUACUUCUAUAAUUUAUAUAAAGAAGGUAAACACCUUCUGCCACAAGAUACCCAGAAUGCAUUGCAGAGGAAGAUCGAUGUGAACGUUGGUGAAAGGGAGAGUAGGACCGUCAGCUCAUUGCUUUAUACAGGUGGAGACGAGCAGAUAUCUCCAAGGCUGUGGUGUGGCUUUAAUGACGGAAGAAUCAAAGUUUUUAAUGCUGUCACUUGGACAUUAGAAAGUGAAAUAAUUGUGGAUCAUAAAUCAAAUGUGGCGUGUCUCACAGCUGUAGACGACAAUCAUGUAUGGGCUGGAUCUCAUGGAAUUUUCAUCCUAGAUGCUCAUUCACUUACACUGACAAAAACUUUGCGGGAAAACUCCGACUUGGUUACUGAUAUUAUAGUAUAUGAUGAUAAAAGAUUCGUAUAUACAGCUAGUCUUGAUGGAACUAUAGUCAAAUGGAACACACAAAAAUUGAGUCGUGCAAAAGAGAAAAUAAAACUGAAAAAUUUUGUUAACAAUUCACUGCGAUCGAUGAAGAUUUACCAGGAUAGACUUAUUUGUGGAAGUUGGAAUAUUAUAAUUAUAUGUGAUCUAGAAGGUACUGUACUUAAAACUGUUGAGAUCAAGGAAAAAGACACUGUAAUAGAAAUUGAUAGCUUCACCGUUGCAAGGAAUGGAGAGGUAUGGGUUGGUGCAAGGAGAGGUGGGAAGAUCUACAUAGUGGAUUAUUCUACAGGCGAGGUUAAACAUUCAAUAUCUAUCAGUAGUAAUUGCCGUGGUAUAAACAGCAUGAAGGAAGUGGAUGGCAGGAUCUGGACCGGAACCAAGGAGGGUAUGAUCUAUAUAUAUUCUGUCAACAACAGACGGCUUUGGAAACAGUUAGUAGGUCAUGAUGAUGCUGUGAGAGUCUUAUGUGAUAUUAGAGAUAGGCAAGGAAAUGUAAAUAAUACUGUAAGGUAUAUGAUCUCAGGUGGCGGGAGUAAAGAUGGACGUGUGUGUAUAUGGAAUGCCACAGCAGACUCCUUACCAGAUUUGUCCUUAUCAGAUGAGCAUUCACAAUAAACAAUUAACGAUGUUGUUUGAUUGAUUGAUUGAUAUGACUAGAUACAAUAUCUAUUAUCUAAAAGUCAUUUGAAGUUAUGAUUGAUUGAUUAAAUGUUGAUUGAUUGAUUGAUUGAUAUGACUAGAUACAAAGUUUAAUUUAAAUUAUAAAAAUGGAGAUUAUUGAUUUACUAGAGGGUAACAGAUUUAAAGAAAUUGAUGUGCUGAAAAUUAAAAUCAAAAGGCAAAUUUGUGAUGUAUAUAGAAUGUUACAUAUAUAAUUGAAAUCACUUCCGUUUCUAAGGAUCUCAGGUAUUGAGGAGAGAGAAAACUUGAUAAAAAAGUAACAGCUUAUCUGUUUGAAACUAUCCUUGGAGUGAUGAUAUAUAAUGUCACAAAAUAUUUACAUUAAAAGUGAUGUUGAUUUAUUUUAUCGCUGAAUAAAAUCACUGUGUGAGGAAUUAUAUAUAACGAGGGCUUAGCUGCGCAUUCGAAUGAAAAAACAGUGAUUUUAUUCAGCGAUAAAAUCACUGCUUGGGAUAUAUUAUAUCAAUUCUAACA